Boleophthalmus pectinirostris (great blue-spotted mudskipper) is the source of this 1883-nucleotide messenger RNA. It is a transcript of the gene ppp2r5cb, whose product is annotated as protein phosphatase 2, regulatory subunit B', gamma b. The coding region runs from base 155 to 1501 and encodes 448 amino acids. Gene Ontology annotation, cellular component: nucleus; cytosol; protein phosphatase type 2A complex. Gene Ontology annotation, molecular function: protein phosphatase activator activity. The transcript has 13 exons. Gene Ontology annotation, biological process: signal transduction; protein dephosphorylation. The record is from RefSeq and is a predicted model, not a curated record. Lineage: Eukaryota; Metazoa; Chordata; Actinopteri; Gobiiformes; Gobiidae.
CUCCGUGUCCUCUCUUUUCUCAGAUGUCCCCCCGGCGGAGCAGGAGAAACUGUUCAUCCAGAAGCUGCGCCAGUGCUGUGUGCUGUUCGACUUCGUGUCCGACCCUCUGAGUGAUUUAAAAUGGAAGGAGGUGAAACGGGCGGCGCUCAGCGAGAUGGUGGAGUACAUCACCCACAACAGGAACGUCAUCACAGAGCCCAUCUACCCAGAGGUGGUGCACAUGUUUGCGGUGAACAUGUUCAGGGCGUUGCCUCCAUCGUCCAACCCGACAGGAGCAGAGUUUGACCCAGAGGAGGACGAGCCCACGCUGGAGGCUGCAUGGCCACAUCUACAGCUCGUUUAUGAAUUCUUUCUGCGGUUCUUGGAGUCCCCAGACUUUCAACCAAACAUAGCCAAAAAGUAUAUUGACCAGAAGUUUGUAAUGCAGCUUUUAGAAUUGUUUGACAGUGAAGACCCACGAGAAAGGGACUUUUUAAAAACCACUCUGCAUCGAAUCUACGGCAAGUUCCUGGGUCUGAGGGCGUACAUUAGGAAACAGAUAAAUAACAUAUUUUAUAGGUUUAUUUAUGAAACAGAGCAUCAUAAUGGGAUAGCAGAAUUACUGGAAAUUUUAGGAAGCAUUAUAAACGGGUUUGCGUUGCCAUUAAAAGAAGAGCACAAAAUAUUCCUUCUGAAAGUCCUUCUCCCGUUACAUAAAGUCAAGUCUCUCAGUGUCUAUCACCCACAGCUGGCAUAUUGUGUGGUACAGUUCUUAGAGAAGGACAGCACGCUCACUGAACCAGUGGUGAUGGCGUUGUUAAAAUACUGGCCAAAGACGCACAGCCCUAAAGAGGUGAUGUUUCUGAACGAGCUCGAGGAGAUUCUGGACGUAAUCGAACCCUCUGAGUUUGUCAAGGUCCAGGAGCCACUCUUCAGACAGCUCGCCAAGUGUGUCUCCAGCCCACACUUCCAGGUGGCAGAGAGGGCCCUUUACUACUGGAAUAACGAGUACAUCAUGAGUCUGAUCAGUGACAACGCAGCCAAGAUUUUACCCAUCAUGUUCCCCGCGCUCUACCGCAACUCCAAAACACACUGGAACAAGACGAUCCACGGUCUCAUCUACAACGCUCUUAAACUCUUCAUGGAGAUGAACCAGAAGUUGUUUGACGACUGCACACAACAGUUUAAAGCUGAGAAAAGCAAAGAGAAAGCCAAAUGGAAAGAGAGGGAAGAGGCGUGGCUCAAGAUAGAAAAUUUAGCAAAGUCAAAUCCACAGUUCUUGACGUAUAUUGACUCCGGAUCAGGAAGUCCGAUGGAUAUGGAAACAGACGGUCCAGUUUUAGAUGACGUCAAUAUGUUAAAGAAAACAGUAGAGGAAGAAGCCACACAGCUUUCUAAAGACCACCGAAAGGAGCGGCCAUUGAUGAGGAGGAAAUCUGAACUUCCCAAAGACAUCUCCACGGUUACGGCGAUAGAACUUCACAGGCGAGCGGAGGAGAUGAUAACACACGACGGACACUAGACUCAUGACCUACAUAGAUCUUAUAAACAAAAACUAGAAGACCACAAAACCAACCAGCAGCAACUAUCGGCCCCAGAGACCUCCAGCACAAAACACUGUCCCUUAAAGCGACAUAGAACUCUAGAGUGGACAUUCCCCAGGUCAUCUACAGCGCGGCGGCCAUGUUGUGUCUGUAGGCUGUACCCAAGCACACGUGUAAACGGAUAAUAGAGCUGCACUUAGUUAUGAAAUAUUCUUUUAAUAAAUCUUGUUCAUUUGUCUUUUAUUUGUGCUUUAAUCUAAUGUCAUGUCUCACCCAUACUAAAGGACUCUUAAGCUAUAGUUAUGCUAAAAAUGGCCUGCAGUACUAUGAAUUGGUAUAAAAUAAACUUUUAUUUACGGA